Messenger RNA from Gopherus evgoodei (Goodes thornscrub tortoise), 1291 nucleotides. RefSeq names its product coiled-coil domain containing 86 (gene CCDC86). The transcript has 4 exons. The record is from RefSeq and is a predicted model, not a curated record. NCBI's taxonomy places the organism in Eukaryota, Metazoa, Chordata, Testudines, Testudinidae. Gene Ontology annotation, cellular component: nucleolus. Bases 178 to 492 code for a protein of 104 amino acids.
AGAGGGACGGGAGUCUGCAGCUGGACACGUGGGGAUGGAGCCAGCUCGGGGCGCCAGGCGGCUGCGGAGGAGCCGGAGGCUGCAGGCGCAGGGGCUAGAGCCGGCGCCCGAGCGACCCCGGGAGGAGUCCAUGGCUCCACCGCUCAGCCCCGAGGACGGGCAAGCGGGUUUUCCCAUAUGAUUCAGGACAAGCCGCUCCGCACCUCCUGGGAGCGAAAGAUGAAAGAGCGCCAGGAGAAGAAAAUAGUCAAGGAUUUUGCCCGGCAUCUUCAGGAGGAAAAACAGAGGGAGCGUGAGGAGAAGAAGCAGCGCCGAAAAGAGAACUUGAAACGACGCCUGGAGAAUGAGCGGAAGGCGGAGAUCGUACAAGUGAUCCGGAAUCCGCUCAAGUUGAAGCGUGCCAAGAAGAAGCAGCUGCGCCGAAUCGAGAAGCGGGAUACGCUGGCACUAUUGCAGAAACACCAGGUGCAGCGCAAAGAGGCCAAGGAGUGAGGCUGCAGCGGGGAAGGGUAAUAAAGCCUCAGGGCAGCUGAUUCUCUGGGUUCCGUCUGUCCUGACACUGCUUUCCCAGCUAUCCUGCCCACCACCUCCUUAUGCCUUCAUAGGGGACUCAUCACCUCUCCUCCCUGCUGUGGGCUGAUCAGUCGCGCUGAGUACACACUGCUGAGUACACGCUGCUGGCUCAGACGCAAGAGCAGGGGGUUAUACAAAGCCAUGGUCUGCACGGCUGCUCUUAAAUGGAAACCUGCAUUGUAUUCUCUUGCACCAGCAAGGCAGGAUGCUGCAGUCCACGGCACCGGGAGGUGUCAUAAGCCCCGAUGGGACAGGGAUGAGAUAUCCUCAUAUUGCCUGACUUGGGGCAAAUAAACCAAAGACUGAGCCAAUGUGUGAACUGGAGCCCCUGGUGUUAAGGCCUGAAUCCUCUUAAGCAGCACACGCUCACUUGCUUGUGGAGCUGGUGGGAGCAGGGAGCUGCUUCUGGUGUCUGUCUUGGCCUGUGCCUUGAUAAUUUGAUCUUCUGUUAGAAGGAACCACGUGGAAAAAGAUUUGGGUUUGUAAGGAACUGGGUUGUGGGCUGGGUGCUGUGUCUGUUGCUGUCUUAUAUUUUUAGUGGGCUGUCACCUUGGUCUGCGGUAAAGGACACUACUCGUUGAAGAGGUUCCUGGCAACAGCUAGUAGAGGAUGAUGAGAGUGAAUUGUUCCCAACCACGUCAGGGCUGUAUAUGAGAAGGGAUUUGUUGAUCCAUGCAGAAAUAGUGCUCUGGCUAAAGAAAUGAAACAGAAAAUACCA